AUGCCUGCCAUCCUCGAUAUACCGCCGAACCACUUCCUCCCGCACCCAUUCGGGCCCUCCAUACUAUCGUCGGCCUCCAAACAACGCCUGAUAGAUAGAGCUGAGCUCUCCAGGUGGCAGGGGGAAGUAUCGAGUCAACAGUCCUGCUCGAAUAUAGCUCCGGAAAUGGCGAGGAUAGGGGUUGCUGUUGCAUCGUCGCUGCCGCAUCACUAUGGAGGGUACUCGCAUCCAAGACAUGACAUCCAGGCUGGGGUUGAGAGGAAGAACGUCACGACCAACACCAACUCAUGGCGGGAAGACACCACGCAACAGAGACAAGCACAGCGGCAUCCGCUGCCACUGAUAAGCCAGCACUCCAAUAUCAACCAAGAGUCGUCGUCGAACUCUCCUGUCAAAUCUACAGCUUCUAGCGUAUCGAGUCCUCAGCUCACUUCUUCCAUGACUGGAAACGGAGGCAAUUUGGCGGAGUUUGCUGCUCAGGUGGCUUGUUUAUUCUGGUUUGCAAAGGCCUCUAAAUUAAAGCAGAUCGAAGACGGCUCUUCUUAUACACCAACUUCGCUUCUGGAGCUGGAGUUUGCACCAAGCCCGGGAUUUAAGAAAUGGGUUACCACAGUACUAACCACCACUCAAGUGAGCAAGAACGUUAUACUGUUGGCUCUGCUCUUCAUCUACCGCCUCAAGAAGUUCAAUCCUGCCGUGCGAGGGAAACGUGGAAGCGAGUUUAGGCUAAUGACCAUAGCUCUGAUGAUGGGGAACAAGUUUCUUGACGAUAAUACCUACACAAACAAGACAUGGGCAGAGGUGUCGGGCAUAUCAGUUCAAGAAAUCCAUGUGAUGGAAGUCGAAUUCCUUAGCAACGUUCGAUAUAAUCUGUUUGUUACCAAGGAGAGUUCUUCUUCAGCUAUUUCGAAAAGGCAUCGAGACUCAAACUGGACGUUACUCGGCGACGCUCUGCCUUAUGAUGACCCUACAAUACAUUCGGCAAUGUCAGUGGAACCGUUAAGUGCCCAUAGGAAACGAAGUUGGGAUGAGCAGGUGAAUGAGAACCCAGCCAAGAGACCAGCAACCGCAACAACAGGCUGGGUUCGACCAUCAUCAACCCAAGCCUCUGUGCCGCUCUAUCAACCUUCCCAGUUACCAACCACCUCACUGGCCCUCCCGCAGACCCAGCUAUCGACAAAUGUUGUUUCCAUAUCCUCAAAUAUGACAUCACAGCUUCCAAGGCCACACCAAUCGUACGCUAUAGGCUCAGCCAGUACGCCUGCCACUCUAGCCCCGCUUACCACCACCCAGCCUCUCUCCACCGGCCCUCGACCGACAAUCUUUUCAACUAACCACACUUCAGCUCGGUGGAGUCAGCCUCCGGCUUCUCAGCCCUCUCUGGCACCGUUGCCUGUCGCUAAUCUUCAACAGAGUGUGCCAACUGGCUUCUCUGACCCUUCAAGGCGUACUGGCCCGACCACCUUCCCAACAGCUACGUCUGCAACUACCAUCUCACCCGCCGUUCCUACCUACUCAGUCCGUACGCCCACUCACCUUUCUCCAUCUUCUAUUCUCCUGGAUCGAAACUCUCCCUAUCGCCCAGUUCGAUCUGUAAACACUCUUCUUUACCCCCCUCCAGCAGGCUCUCUGCUCCAGCCUAGACAGUUAUCUGUCGAGCUAAUGAGAUACCAACCAUUGGGUAAAAGAAAUUCGGAAGAUCGAGCUGGUGUUUUGCCAUAUUCUCAACCUAAUAUAUGGGGAGAACAGUACUUCUCUCAAGUCCAGCCAACCACUCAGGCUACACCUUAUCAUCAAGGCUGA
Microsporum canis CBS 113480 is the source of this 1803-nucleotide messenger RNA. RefSeq lists its product as hypothetical. Bases 1 to 1803 code for a protein of 600 amino acids. The record is from RefSeq and is a predicted model, not a curated record. Lineage: Eukaryota; Fungi; Ascomycota; Eurotiomycetes; Onygenales; Arthrodermataceae. The transcript has 5 exons. Gene Ontology annotation, biological process: regulation of cyclin-dependent protein serine/threonine kinase activity. Gene Ontology annotation, cellular component: nucleus; cyclin-dependent protein kinase holoenzyme complex. Gene Ontology annotation, molecular function: cyclin-dependent protein serine/threonine kinase regulator activity; protein kinase binding.